UAGAGAUGAUGCCAGGUGGUUAAUAAAUCCUAUAGUCCAACUUGAUUCCUAGAAAGAAGCUGGAUUCAUUUGAUACCAGAGAAAUGAAGUUUCAGGAGACUAGAUUGGCGUCUUAUUUCUUUCCCAGCCUGGAACUCUCAGGAGCUGUCCUGGAUAUACAAUAGAUAAUAACAGCAUUUUUGGUUUAUGGUAAGGGUUUUUUUUGGCUAACAGUGUUGUAUUCAUUCACUAAGAGGGAUUACAAAUGCCAUUAUCUUUCUUUUUAAAAUAUUUAUUUACUUUAUUUAAUUAAAAAAAUUUUUUACCAUCAUUAUUUUUUUGGCUGCAUCAGGUCUUCAUUGUGGCGUAUGGAUUUCUCUCUAGUUGUGGCAUGCAGGUUUUCCCUGUUUAGUUGUGGCGCAAGGGCUCCAGAGUGCAUGCGCUCUGUAGUUUGUAGCACGUGGGCUUAGGUGCCCCGCUGCAUGUGGAAUGCUAGUUCCCUAACCAGGGAUCGCACCCAUGUCCCUUGCAUUGGAAGGCAGAUUCUUUACCACUGGACCACGAGGGAAGUCCCCAAACACCAUGAUCUUAUACAGGUAUCAUUUUGGGGAAAAUCUAUUCCCUGCUUCUGACGUUUAUCACAAAUUAGUCAUCGCCUUCAAGGUCUGUGUCAAUAGACCAUCAACCUUUGUGACGUCCAGCUCAGCAUCAGCCCGUUUCAGGUGUAGCUAUGGUAAGGCUUAUGUUGAAAUGCUUAUGGUAAGUCAUAUGAUGUACAUAUGAAUCUGAGAACUCAGCUUAGUGGCUUCAUGGCUAGCUGCUAAGGUGCUACAAAUUUUACUUUUUAAAAAGUCAACUAAAGGUGUUGAGUGGUAGCUUAGCACAGUAGUUAUACAUGGCUUCUGGGUUCAAACCCAUUCUCUAUCACUUAAGCUGCUGUGUAACUUUGGUAAGUAUCUUAACAUCUCAGUGUCUUAGGGGUCUUUAUAUCUUAGAAGGUGAUAAUAAUAGUACCUGACUCAAAGGAAUAAUACUUGACUUGGAAGGUUAAAUAAGAUGAUAAAUGUGUGGGGCUUAGAUGUUAGCUAUUUUAUCACGAGAGUCCAUGUGUAUAUUCAUCUUAGACUUUGUACUACCUGGCAAUUUCUGAUAUCUGCCUAAUAGGUUAUCAGAAAUUCUUUGUUUUUAUUGCUGAUGUGCAUCUUUCUGCCAGUUGGUCUAUCCCUCAAUAUCUUUACCACUAGUAUACGAAGCCUAAUUAAGUUCUAGAAUUAGGCAAAGUAUGGUAGCAAGGUGUAUAGUGUAUAUCCCUACAUAAUUGUUCCAACAACAUUUGUUCAAACAACAUUAAUUAAUCUUGUUUUGGGCACUAAUUUAUUUAUCAUUUAAUUUCUCUUUUUGUCUAUCAAGCUGGACCAGUUGAUACUUAAUGGUUCUAGUUCUUGACUUUAGAUGUAGUGAUUGUAGUGAUGUUUCUUAAAACAUUUAUUAAAAUGUCUAUUAAAAUGAUUAGAGAUAAUAUUUGAUGGCUGUUCCUCUCACUGCUUGGAACCUUAAGUAGUGGGAUUUUAGUCCAUCAUAUAUCUAAGCUGACUUGUCUUCACUCAGAGCACCAUGGGGAUGGGCUGGCUGUCCUUUAGUGCCUUCUGAUUUUUGCGGAGUCAAACAAUUGCAAAGCAGGCAGUGAUUGUAGAUUAAGAAAGUAUAUCUGUAAUUAAAAAAACCCCACUAAUUUUAAAACAUGAGGAUCUAAUGUAUAGAGAACACUUUGAUUGCAAUAGCAUUUGAAUAGCACUGAUCUAGGGCUAUGAAAGAGAGAAGAGCUCUAGUCAGUUGAUUCUGGGAGUUAUUGUAACAUUAUACUCUGAAGUCAUUCAUUUAUAAAUUUUAAAUGGUUUACUCAAUUUUCUAUUGAGUAGUUAUUCACACAUUUCAGGUCAGUAUUAAAUAUCUGUUUCUUUGCAGCAUGAAGGUAGAUGAUUCUUCAAAUUAAAGAUGGACCUGACUUUUCUCACCAGAAAUGGUUUAUAGAAUCAACUUGCAAAAAUGUAAGGGGCAGCAAAAAAAUAAAAUAAAAUAUUUUCUUCUAUUAUUCUUUGAUUCUUUGCUAGAUUGUAAACUCCAUGAAAGCAGGAUAAUUUGCCUGUCAUGCCUGGCCCAGAAUAGAUACUCAAAAAAUAUUUGAAGUUAAUUAAAAUCUCCAUAGAAUUUUUUUUUGAAUCCCUGGAUAAUAACAACCAUUUUAAUGGCAUUUCAGCAAGACAUUUACAUGGAAUAACUGGCACUUAAAUUUUGACUCUGAUAUAUAAACUAUCUGGAUACCAAUGAGUCUGCUUAAUGUCUGAUUAUGAUGCUUGAUCCUUUAAGAGGCAAUGAAGAAUGGCUGCCAAAACAACCUGUGUAUGUGAGGAAUAGAUAUAUAAAAGCUUACUAAUACUUAACAGGAAAUCUAUUAUGUACAUUUUAUUUAUAGCCUUAUUGGAUAUUUUUCAUUGAUUUAAAUUGCACAUACCAAUUGGCUAUGAUUAAAAAGUCUUUUUUUCUUUAUAUUUAAUGUUGAAAUGUUCUCAAUUGUUUUUGGCUAAAUUAUACUUCACAGAUUUUUUUGCCCUGUAUACUUUAUUUACAUCCAUGAGGGUAUAUUUAACAUGCAAGGGGUACAAGAUACACACCCAAAUAUUGGAAGUUUGUUAUACUUCACUGUUUUUUUAAAAAAAUUAAUUAAUUAAUUAAUUGGCUGUGUUGGGUCUUCAUUGCUGCACACGGGCUUUGUCUAGUUGCAGCAAGCGGGGGCUAUAGGCUACUCUUCGUUGUGGUGUGCUGGCUCCCUAUGGCCGUGGCUUCUCUUGUUACGGAGCAUGGGCUCUAGGUGCGUGGGCUUCAGUAGUUGUGGCACACGGGCUCAAUAGCUGUGGCGCACGGGUUUGGUUGCUCCGUGGCAUGUGGUAUCUUCCUGGAACAGGGAUUGAGCCCGUGUCCCUUGCAUUAGUAGGUGGCUUCUUAACCACUGUGCCACCUAGGAAGUCCCCUUCACUCUGUUUUGGAAUGAGAUUUAAUACUCAUGCUUAUGAGGGAAUCACACAAAUGGUAGGCAACUAUAAUAAUUUCUGUUAGAAUAUGCAACCUAUUGUUUAGAUUAAGAUUCUUCUUAAUAAAUAAAAGAGUAUAAAAUUAGUUUUCGAGUAGAUGAUACUGACAGUCAGAUUCAAAGAUAAUAGGGGGCAAGAUUAUUAUCUCUGAAGCUCUUAGAGAAAUGUGGUAUAUAAAUACUUAUAGCCAGUAUGUACUUAGAAUAUCUAAAUGAGAUCAAAAUCAAACUUCGUGCUAAAAAUACCAUUUUGAAAGGUAAAGUAACUUGCAGUUAAAUGGUAUAAGUGAUAUGUAAGCACAUACUGUGAUUUCACAGUUUAUCCAGAUUUCUUAGGAAGAAUGGAUUAAAGAUCUAUAAAUGAAGUGCAAAACUUUAAACCUAUAGAAAAGCAAAGACUAUGACAUUAGAGUAGACAUAAAGCACAAAAAGGAAAGACUGAUAAAUUUGUGUACACUAAAAUUCAAACUUAUGUUGGCAUAUCAGGUAACUGACAAAGUCUCCAUUUAAAUCAAGAAAAUGAUCAAAGGACAAUUCAUAGAUAAGGAUCCCUGAAAACGAUCACAUGAAAAAAUGCUUUAUUUAACUAGUAAUGAAAGAAUUCCACAUUAAAACAACACAGAUACCAUUUUACUGCUGUCAGAUGGGCAAAAAUGAAAACAAAACAAAACAAAACAACCCCGACACUUAAACAUGUUGCCAAGGCUGGAGUAGUGGGCUCUCGUCUUUGCUGGGGGCAGUGAAAUUUAUGUUACUACUUUGGAGAGUGGUUUGGCAACAUCUAGUUUAUUGGAAGAUGGUUAUACCCAGUCUGUGAGUAUUAUAUUCUAUAAGAAUUCUUGACAUGUAUACUCAAGGAGACAUGUACAGGAAGUUCACUGCAGUAAUAUUUUUAAUUGUAAAAGCCUGGAACCAAUAUCUAUUAGAAGAAUGAAUAAAUAAAUUGUUCUGUAGCAUUUUGCUAUUAAAAUGAAUUAAUAUAAGGUAUGUAUAUUAACUUUACAGCUUAAAAACAAUGAAUUAAAAAAAGGCCAACUGAUAUGUGUUGUGUGAGAAGAUUUAGUAGUUUUAGAACAUGCAAAACAAAGUUUGAUGUAUAUACGUAUAUUAAAAGUACAGGGCUUCCUAGGUGGCGCAGUGGUUAAGAAUCCGCCUGCCAAUGCAGAGGUCACGGGUUCGAUCCCAGCUCCAGGAAGAUCCCACAUGCCGCGGAGCAACUAAGCCCGUGUGCCAAAAAAAAAAAAAGUACAAAAGCAUGCAUGAGAAAGAUAAAUACCAAAAUCUGGCUUGUUUACCUCCAAAGAGGUAAGAGGAAAAUGGAUUGAGGUAUACACAGAGGAAGCUUCAAUUGUGUCUGUAAUUUGUUACCUCAUUAAAAAAUAUCAAAUGUGAGAAAGGUUUGUGUUUAUUAAAGCUGAGUGGUGGUCAUUCUCUGCAAAUUUUGGUAUGCUUGAUAUUUAAAUAUAAAAACCAAUAUUUUAAAAAGCUUUUUUUGGUGAGUGGGUCUCUGUAUCCCAGCCUUGAUUGAUUUCAGUGGUCUUAUCCCCCAGGAACACCUUAGAAAUGAGCCAUUGCAGGCUUUGUCUAUGCCAUGAGCGAACAAAACACAUGCCACCAAGAAAUAGGUCAAUUCCUGGUGUCCCAGUCUACUGGGUUAUUAAGACUUUGUAGCUCCUCCCCUUUUCUCCUAUGUGGCAAAACGUUCUCCCGCCUUCCCCAGUGUGUGUGUGUGUGUGUGUGUGUGUGUGUGUGUAUUUCAUACAGGCUUUUAGCUAAAUGGGUUGGAAAUUGGAAACUGAUUUAGAGAGAAAAUGGUAUGGGUAACACUAAAGUUUGGGAAAUCAGUAUCAUUGGGGAAUCAAUGAUAUUGAUGAAGAAGCAGGAAGGGAUCAUAUUGCAGCACAAAGGUAACUUGGCUAGAAUUAUAAAGUUAGGUACUGGUUGAAUCUGAAUGCUUUGUUUUUAUAUCUUGAAAUGAGAUUAUACCUUUUUAUUGUGCUUUAAUAUUUCUGCACUUGGCAUAGUUAAAACCAGAAAAUGCACAAGUCUCAGAUAACCAAAACAUGUUAGGGAUUACAUGGUUUACUCGUGAACCAUUAAUUUUCUUCAAACCUAUUUUGCAGAAUAGAAUUGAGUUUGUAUUCUAAACUCUCAGAAGACAUUUUAGGAAAAGUAUAAAAUGACCCUGAUUACUAUGAACCAGUUGCAAAUAGACAAAUGAGCAGGAAGUUGUUUAAUUAUGAUAGGUUUUUGUUUGAAGGAGAAAGGUUUAGUAUACAGAUUCACAACCCAUAAAGGGGUUUUCAAGGCUUAGUGUCCAUUGUGAUACUGAUUUAUGGGAUUGUUUCUGUUACUAGUUCAAACUGGUUUCACAUCAUCUGGAAAGGUGGCAACAAAAGACGGCAUUAAGGCAUAUAUUCUGAGGACCCCCUCAAGCUCAGCUUAAUUUCUAAUAUGAAUUCUAAUAGACUCAUAGAUUGAGCAGAAAGUCAUACGGUAAGUUCAGAACAGAAAAAGUGACAGAUAACAGCAUUUGGAUAAAGCCAGUACAGAUAUUUAAACAAUUACAAGCAGGUCCAGGAAAGCACACAGGCAGAUGACCUCAAAAAGGCUGUGACACCUGAUCCUAUUGCUUCGUUCCAAGAGCUGUAAUGAAUGUUCAUAAUGCAGACUCUAAAUCAAGAAAAGUUCUUUAAAUGUAUAUAGAGGAUGUGUAAAAGCUGGAAAGAUGUGUAUUUCAAGAUGGCUAAAAAAAUGGCAGAAUCUACCUCAACAGAGGUGUUAGGUGUCAAAUUAUAGAUAUACCUAGCGCCCAGCCGGUACUCCCCAAAUUUUCCCAGGACAGACACCUGCGGGUACUCAGAGGCUGUUAGCUUCUCAACUGUACCACCUCAAAUGUUAGGCCCAUGACAGCUAGGAUGUCAGUUGAGGGCUGAAAAGGGCACACGUUGACAGUACUUGCCGGAGUCUCAAGUGGGAAACCUAGGCCAGGCUCUGUCAGAUUCGCGCUUUGGGAUGCGCGUGCCCAGAGAUGCACCGCCCAUACUCUAGGUGCCACAGCCCACAGGGUCCCAGGAUCCUGAGCGGCGGGGACCCCGGCGCCUACCACCCGGCAGGCCCCGGGGCGAGUCCGCGCAUGCGCCCUCAGACAGCGGCGCCGCCCACGGCGACUCCUCACUCACUGUGGAGCUGAGGAGAAAACGGCGUUUUCCCGCGGGUUUUCUGGGCGCCUCAGGAUUCUUUUCAGCAUCUGGAGACCUUAUUAUCUAUUAUGUCUUUGUGUGAAGACAUGCUGCUUUGUAAUUAUCGCAAGUGUCGCAUCAAACUCUCUGGUUAUGCAUGGGUCACUGCCUGCUCUCAUAUAUUCUGUGAUCAGCAUGGCAGUGGUGAGUUUAGUCGUUCACCAGCUAUCUGCCCUGCCUGUAACAGUACUCUUUCUGGAAAGCUAGAUAUUGUCCGUACAGAACUCAGUCCCUCAGAGGAAUAUAAAGCCAUGGUAUUGGCGGGACUUCGACCAGAGAUUGUGUUGGACAUUAGCUCCCGAGCACUGGCCUUCUGGACAUAUCAGGUACACCAAGAACGUCUCUAUCAAGAAUACAAUUUCAGCAAGGCUGAGGGCCAUCUGAAACAGAUGGAGAAGAUAUAUACUCAGCAAAUACAGAGCAAGGAUGUAGAAUUGACCUCUAUGAAAGGGGAGGUCACCUCCAUGAAGAAAGUGCUGGAAGAAUACAAGAAAAAGUUCAGUGACAUCUCUGAGAAACUUAUGGAGAGAAAUCGCCAGUAUCAAAAGCUCCAAGGCCUCUAUGAUAGCCUUAGGCUACGAAAUCUCACUAUUGCUAACCAAGAUGGUACCCUUGAACCAUCUAUGAUUGCACAAUCUGGUGUUUUUGGCUUCUCAUUAGGGAACAACUCCAAGUUUCCUUUGGACAGUACACCAGUUCGAAAUCGGGGUGGUGGAGAUGGAGAUUUUCAGUUCAGACCAUUUUUUGUGGGUUCUCCCACAGCACCUGAACCCACCAACAACUUUUUUAGUUUUGCCUCCCCAAGUAAUGAAUUAGAGCAACAGCAAGUCUCUAGCAGGGCCUUUAAAGUAAAAAGAAUUUAGUUCAUCUUACAGAAUGUUUCUCUGUUCACUUUCAGUGAUUUUAUUUAGUAAAUAAUCUUUGUUUCAGAUAGAAGUCACCAACCUCCCUGUGUUUGUAUUGAGUCUUUGAAGUUGUCUUCACGUUUUCAAUUUAUAAGAGAUUCAGUGGCAGUGGGGGCGUGGCUUUCAGGUUUCCUUUUCUGUUUCUGUUAUUUAAGGCAUAAGCAUUUCAUUAAACUCAAUUUUAGCGUGAACUGUUGAGUUUUCACUGGUAGUUUCACUGGUAUUGUUGGAUGUUUUGUAGAUCACCAUUUGUUUCUGUCUGGGCUAUUUCUGACUGAGCCAUGUUUUUAAGCAUACUAUAUAAGCACCUGUAUUAUAUGUCUACAUGUCACUUUGGGUUGUGGUAUUUAUACAUACAUGUAUAUGUAUAUUCCUUUGCAUUGUAUAUACUUAAUGUAUUUGCCCUUGUAUUAACUUGUUUGGAGGUGUGCUUAUGUCCGUGAAUGAAGGUACAAUUUGAUGUAUGUAUGUUUAGUUCUUAUUUCUAUUUAAAAGUAAUCCACAUUGAUAAAAUUAUUUUGUAAAGUUAACUUUUGGCAUUUAUUUUAAAAUAAAAUUACUUCUUUCUUUACUCUUUUGCUA
Hippopotamus amphibius kiboko is the source of this 7796-nucleotide messenger RNA. RefSeq names its product cyclin B1 interacting protein 1 (gene CCNB1IP1). Gene Ontology annotation, cellular component: synaptonemal complex. The coding region runs from base 6339 to 7172 and encodes 277 amino acids. Lineage: Eukaryota; Metazoa; Chordata; Mammalia; Artiodactyla; Hippopotamidae. Gene Ontology annotation, molecular function: ubiquitin protein ligase activity. Gene Ontology annotation, biological process: reciprocal meiotic recombination. The record is from RefSeq and is a predicted model, not a curated record. The transcript has 5 exons.